CAGAGCAUCGCCUGCCCGAGAGAGCCCGUCUUAAGGCGACAGGCUCGCCGCAGCGUCCCUCUCAACGCCCAGCCUGGGAAGGCGACGACGCGCGCUCCACAGACGCCGUCCCGCGGCAGAGGCGCUCUCCCAACUCCCCGCGCGCAGCAGCCGGAGGACGCGCUAUGAAGUCUUAUACUCCAUAUUUCAUGCUCCUAUGGAGUGCUGUUGGAAUAGCAAGGGCUGCCAAAAUCGUCAUUGUGCCGCCAAUUAUGUUUGAAAGCCAUUUGUAUAUUUUCAAGACACUAGCAUCAGCCUUGCAUGAGAGAGGCCACCGCACUGUGUUCCUCCUCUCAGAGGGCAGAGACAUUGCCCCAUCUAACCACUACAGCCUCCAGCGAUACCCAGGGAUCUUCAACAGUACCACCUCAGAUGCUUUCCUGCAGUCUAAAAUGCAGAAUAUUUUCUCUGGGAGAUUGACAGCAGUUGAACUCAUUGACAUACUGGAUCACUACACUAAGAAUUGUGACAUGAUGGUUGGCAACCAAGCUCUAAUCCAGGGUUUGAAAAAAGAAAAGUUUGACCUGCUCCUGGUGGACCCCAAUGAUAUGUGUGGAUUUGUGAUUGCUCAUCUUUUAGGAGUUAAAUAUGCUGUAUUUUCUACUGGUCUUUGGUAUCCUGCUGAAGUGGGAGCGCCUGCUCCUUUAUCAUAUGUCCCAGAAUUUAACUCGCUUCUCACAGACCGAAUGAACUUCCUGGAAAGGAUGAAAAAUACUGGCGUUUACCUCAUAUCCAGAAUAGGAGUUAGCUUUCUGGUUCUCCCCAAGUAUGAGAGGAUAAUGCAGAAAUACAACCUGAUGCCUGCAAAGUCCAUGUACGAUUUGGUUCAUGGGUCCAGCCUUUGGAUGCUGUGUACUGACGUAGCACUGGAGUUUCCGAGACCCACCCUGCCUAACGUUGUGUAUGUUGGAGGAAUCCUAACAAAGCCGGCCAGCCCACUGCCAGAAGAUCUGCAGAGGUGGGUAAACGGUGCUCAGGAACAUGGCUUUGUCCUGGUGUCUUUUGGAGCUGGUGUCAAGUAUCUGUCAGAAGACAUCGCUAUCAAACUGGCAGGAGCCCUGGGGAGAUUGCCGCAAAAAGUGAUUUGGAGGUUUUCUGGAACCAAACCAAAGAACCUAGGAAACAACACUAAGCUCAUAGAAUGGUUGCCGCAGAAUGACCUGCUUGGUCAUCCAAACAUCAGAGCCUUCCUAAGCCAUGGUGGUUUGAACAGUAUUUUUGAAACUAUGUAUCAUGGUGUCCCUGUAGUGGGAAUCCCACUUUUUGGAGACCAUUAUGAUACUAUGACUCGAGUACAGGCAAAAGGCAUGGGGAUCUUGUUAGAAUGGAAGACAGUUACUGAGGAAGAGUUGUAUGAUGCACUGGGGAAGGUUAUCAAUAAUCCCAGCUAUCGGCAGAGGGCUCAGAAGUUAUCGGAAAUUCAUAAGGAUCAGCCCGGCCACCCUGUCAAUCGGACUACCUAUUGGAUAGACUACAUUCUUCGCCAUGACGGAGCCCAUCACCUCCGCUCUGCUGUCCAUCAGAUCUCUUUCUGUCAGUAUUUCCUACUGGAUAUUGCCUUUGUACUUUUGCUUGGUGCUGCCUUGUUCUACUUCAUGUUGUCCUAUGUGACAAAAUUUAUCUAUAGAAAAAUCAAAAGUCUGUGGUCUGGAAAUAAGCAUAGCACAGUUAAUGGACAUUACCAAAAUGGAAUCCUCAAUGGCAAAUACAAAGGAAAUGGUCAUAUUAAACAUGAAAAGAAGGUAAAAUGAGCCAACAGCCCAGGUGGUGGGAACAAAUCUGUUCAUCCCUGAGUUUGUCCUGCUAUACUUAGUCUAACAGCUACUAAAGCUAAAUGUCAGCAAACAAGUCUAACACUUCCUCAUCAGGCCACUAAUGAAAUGCCAUGGGUGAAAUGUCUGUACAGAGCACAGCCCUAAAUGCAAACAAGUAUUUCAUUCAAAUACUGAUGCAGAAAGUUGGCACUGAAUGGUUUAGAAGCCUUAAUUAUUUAAAUCAAUUAAGUGCUUGUGUCAGACCUUAGUUUUAAAUGUUAUGUAUGUAGUAUAGGUGAAGAAUGGUGUCUUUUCUCUUAAUGAGAUGUGUGUGUGUUUCCUCUAUCAUUGAGUUUUAGCUCGUAUUUGUUGAAAGUACAACAUGUUCAGGAAGGGAGUAGGAAUGUUUUUCUGCCAGUGUUUAGCAUAUGUGAACUUUAGAAUCCUACCUUCAAAGACUGUUUGCUUCAAAACUCAAUGCAAAGCGACAAA
This is a messenger RNA of Acomys russatus (golden spiny mouse), 2285 nucleotides long. It is a transcript of the gene Ugt8, whose product is annotated as UDP glycosyltransferase 8. Gene Ontology annotation, molecular function: UDP-glycosyltransferase activity. The record is from RefSeq and is a predicted model, not a curated record. The transcript has 6 exons. Bases 165 to 1790 code for a protein of 541 amino acids. Lineage: Eukaryota; Metazoa; Chordata; Mammalia; Rodentia; Muridae.